Molecule: messenger RNA, 582 nt
Organism: Olea europaea var. sylvestris
Lineage: Eukaryota; Viridiplantae; Streptophyta; Magnoliopsida; Lamiales; Oleaceae
Exons: 6
Coding region: 1-582 (193 amino acids)
Molecular function (GO): zinc ion binding
Source: RefSeq, a predicted model, not a curated record
AUGGCGUCUAAUAUAGUGGGAUUUGUGAAUGCGAUCACAAAAGUAGCAAAAAACUAUAAUAUCGUAGCUUUAUUGGAUUCUUUGAAACAAACAAUACAAUCUUUGUUUUAUAAGAAAAUGGACACUACAAAUGAUACCUUCACAAAUUUGUCCACCAAGUACGAGAAAUUGAUGAGAGAAAUGAGCAUAGUUUUGAAGAAUAUGAGGGUAUCUUCAGCCAACCAGACAAUAUUUUCGCUUGCUGAUGAGGGAUCAUCAUUUGUCGUUGAUAAAAAGCAACGUACUUGUACAUGUCAGAUACUUCAAGUUGAUCAGAAGCCAUGUCCACACAUAUUGGCAGUGAUAGCAAUAACAAAAGAAGAUCCAUACGAUUAUUGUUUAAACUUGUUUCCUGUGACCUAUGUAUAUAAGUCUGUGACCUGUGGAAACAAGUAUGCAAUCUGUCACUUGUAUAUCAACCAACACCUCAAACCUAUUAAAUCUUUAUCACGGUCAAUAGAUGUUCGGUUCAAUAUGCAUGACCUAGUCAUCAAAGAGUUUAAGGAGGAGGCAUUUCAGGAAAUUUUCAAGUAUAAUGAAUAA